CUCUCUCUCUCUAACCUCCGUAGAUCAGUCCUCUUCUCUCUCUCUCUCUCUCUCUCUCUCUUCCUGUGUAUACUGCAUUUGAAUUCACGACUGAGUUUUCUCUCUCUAACCCCCACUCCCACCUCCCACUCCAUUCCUUAUUACAAUCACGCCUCUUUCUCUCUCUAGAAUUCUUGUGAAGGAGUAGAAAGGAUGGCAUCAAGUUUGUGGUUUCCUAUGUCCACAGGUAGAAGCCCAUUUUCUCUCUCUACUCCUGAUAACAAUGGAGGAGGAAGCAAGUGGAGCUCAAAGAGAUGCAGCUUUAUCCCUGCUGCAAUGGCGGAUGGUAGGGAUAGCUUGGACCAUUUGCAGAAGGCUCCUCCUAAGGUUCAGAGCCCUCAUCCUAAGAAGAGGACACUGUCUCAACCCAACCCCAACAUAGGUAUAUGGGACACCUUCCCUUCUGCUCGGACCGUGCGCCAGAUGAUGGACACCAUGGACCAAUUAAUGGAGGAACCAUUCGCCUACUCUCCCAUCUCUCGGCCAUCUCUCGAACAACCUCGAUACAGGGGAGGAAGAACACCAUGGGACAUCCAAGAAACUGAUGAAGAAUUCAGGAUGAGAUUCGACAUGCCUGGUAUGACCAAGAGAGAUGUCAAGGUCUGCGUCGAAGAAGGAAUGCUUGUUGUCAAGGCCGAGAAGCUCGAAGAGAGAGAAGAUAACACUGGGGGCGACAAUGGCAAAGGAGGAGAGUGGUGGUCUGCUAAGAGCUAUGGGCGCUACAGCAGCAGGAUUGCUUUGCCUGAAAAUGUAGAGAUAGAGAAGAUCAAGGCAGAGGUAAGAGAUGGGGUUUUGUAUAUAAGCAUUCCUAAGGCUAAGGUUCAGUCCAAGGUGCUGGAUGUUGAUGUUCAGUGAGGUUUUAGGGUUUUGGUUUUUGGGGUUUUUUGGCAGCCAUGAAAGGUGGGUUUUGGAGGUUUUGAGCUUCUUGGGGGCAUAAUGAGAAGGGAAUUUGAAGCUCAGAUAUCAUACUUCUUGUGGAGAAUUCCUCUGUUUUGUUGGUUCUCUUUCUUUGUUCUCUCUCUCAUAUGAAAUGUUAAAUAAUUUUGGAGUGAAAGUGUAGUUCUAACUUUGUUAAUCAGCAAAGAGCAAUUGGUUCAUGCGCU
This is a messenger RNA of Amborella trichopoda, 1142 nucleotides long. RefSeq names its product small heat shock protein, chloroplastic. NCBI's taxonomy places the organism in Eukaryota, Viridiplantae, Streptophyta, Magnoliopsida, Amborellales, Amborellaceae. Gene Ontology annotation, biological process: response to heat. The record is from RefSeq and is a predicted model, not a curated record.